GGCUACACCUGUCUGUUCCAGGUCAUCAUGAAGAAGUUACGAGCAUCUGUAAGGAGUCACAAGAAGCAACCAGCCAACCACAAGAUAAGGGGAAAAUGUGCUCUUAGCAGCAGCCAGGCCAAACCUUCUGGCCUCGAUGGCCUGGCCAAGCAGAAGAGAGAGGAAUUACUGAAGACCUCUGUCUCUCCAUAUCACCUCUUCAGUGACAUGGCCGAUGUCACAGCUUUCCGAAGGAACCUGCUCAGCUGGUAUGACCAAGAGAAGCGUGACCUCCCUUGGAGAAAACGGGUAAAGGAGGAGGCCGACUUGGACAGGAGAGCCUAUGCGGUCUGGGUGUCAGAGGUCAUGCUGCAGCAGACCCAAGUUGCCACAGUGAUCGACUAUUAUACCCGAUGGAUGCAGAAGUGGCCAACGCUUCAAGACCUGGCCAGCGCUUCCCUGGAGGAGGUGAACCAGCUCUGGUCUGGCCUGGGCUACUAUUCUCGAGGUCGUCGGCUCCAAGAAGGAGCUAGGAAGGUGGUAGAGGAGCUAGGAGGCCACGUGCCACGUACAGCAGAGACCCUGCAGCAGCUCCUGCCUGGGGUGGGGCGGUACACGGCUGGAGCCAUCGCUUCUAUUGCCUUUGACCAGGUAACCGGUGUGGUGGAUGGGAACGUCAUACGGGUGCUGUGCCGUGUCCGCGCCAUUGGUGCUGAUCCCACCAGCACCUUUGUCUCUCAUCACCUCUGGGACUUAGCCCAGCAGCUAGUGGACCCAGCCCGGCCUGGGGACUUCAACCAAGCAGCCAUGGAGCUGGGAGCCACAGUGUGUACCCCACAGCGCCCUCUCUGCAGCCAUUGCCCUGUGCAGAGUUUAUGCCGGGCACACCAGAGGGUGGGACAGGGACGGCUCUCAGCCUUGCCAGGCAGUUCUGACAUAGAGGAGUGCGCUCUCAACACUAGACAGUGCCAGCUUUGCCUCCCUUCCACAAACCCCUGGGACCCCAACAUGGGAGUGGCCAACUUCCCUCGAAAGGCCAGCCGCAGGCCUCCCAGGGAGGAGUACUCUGCCACCUGUGUUGUGGAGCAGCCCGGAGCCACUGGGGGUCCCCUCAUCCUCCUGGUGCAAAGGCCUAACUCAGGUCUGCUGGCAGGACUGUGGGAGUUCCCGUCUGUCACCUUGGAGCCCUCAGGACAGCAUCAGCACAAAGCGCUACUGCAGGAGCUGCAGCGCUGGUCUGCACCCCUCCCCACCACUCCUCUCCAGCACCUGGGGGAGGUGAUCCACGUCUUCUCUCACAUCAAACUGACGUAUCAGGUAUACAGUCUGGCUCUCGAAGGACAGACCCCAGCAAGCACUACACCUCCUGGCGCUCGAUGGUUGACCUGGGAGGAAUUCCGCAAUGCAGCGGUGUCUACUGCCAUGAAAAAGGUGUUCCGCGUGUAUGAGGAACAUCGGCGAGGGACCUGCAAGGGUUCCAAAAGGCCCCAGGUGUGUACUCCAUCAAGCCGGAAAAAACCCAGCCGGGGACAGCAAGUCCUGGAUCGUUUCUUUCAGCGUCAUAUCCCCACACACAAAUCCAACAGUACUACCCAGUGAUACCCUGCCAUUCCCACCCCAAAUCCAGUCUAAUAAAAUACUUAUUUUUGUAGUCCCUUUGGA
Messenger RNA from Rattus rattus (black rat), 1641 nucleotides. RefSeq names its product mutY DNA glycosylase (gene Mutyh). The record is from RefSeq and is a predicted model, not a curated record. Gene Ontology annotation, molecular function: purine-specific mismatch base pair DNA N-glycosylase activity; oxidized purine DNA binding; adenine/guanine mispair binding. The coding region runs from base 28 to 1578 and encodes 516 amino acids. Gene Ontology annotation, cellular component: nucleus. Lineage: Eukaryota; Metazoa; Chordata; Mammalia; Rodentia; Muridae. The transcript has 15 exons. Gene Ontology annotation, biological process: mismatch repair; base-excision repair.